Panicum virgatum (switchgrass) is the source of this 1258-nucleotide messenger RNA. RefSeq names its product mitochondrial import inner membrane translocase subunit TIM17-2-like. Lineage: Eukaryota; Viridiplantae; Streptophyta; Magnoliopsida; Poales; Poaceae. Gene Ontology annotation, biological process: protein import into mitochondrial matrix. The transcript is spliced from 2 exons. The record is from RefSeq and is a predicted model, not a curated record. Gene Ontology annotation, molecular function: transmembrane protein transporter activity. Gene Ontology annotation, cellular component: mitochondrial inner membrane; TIM23 mitochondrial import inner membrane translocase complex. Bases 182 to 847 code for a protein of 221 amino acids.
CAAUUAGCCAAAGCAAUUUCUCCAGGCUUCGACGGCGCUCCGCUUCUCUUCCCCCCAUUCCGCACCAACUUCCUUUCCACGCCAGGGCCCGAGCUCCGUGCUAGGGUUUCCUCUCCCGCCGCCGCCGCCGCCACCGCCGCCGGUGGAGGAGGAGCUGAGCGACUAGCGCCGGGAGGGGACCAUGGGGACGCCGGAGACGUCGCGCGAGCCGUGCCCGGACCGGAUCCUGGACGACGUGGGCGGCGCGUUCGGGAUGGGCGCCGUCGGCGGCUCCGUCUUCCACUUCCUCAAGGGCGCCUACAACACCCCCAACGGGAUGCGCCUGUCGGGCGGCGCGCAGGCCGUGCGCAUGAACGCGCCGCGGGUGGGGGGCAGCUUCGCCGUCUGGGGCGGCCUCUUCUCCACCUUCGACUGCGCCAUGGUCUACGCGCGCCAGAAGGAGGACCCCUGGAACUCCAUCGUAGCUGGCGCCGCCACGGGCGGCUUUCUAUCCAUGCGCCAGGGCGCGGGGGCCGCGGGGCGGUCGGCGCUCAUGGGCGGGAUCCUCCUUGCCCUCAUCGAGGGCGCCGGGCUCAUGCUCAACCGCGUCCUGGUAAACCCGCCGCUGCCCGCCGAGGAUCCCAACCUCACCGCGGCCAUGGGUCCCGGAGGGUUCCCGGGCCUCCCGCAGGCGCCGCUGGUCGUGGCGCCUCCUGAGGCCGCGAGCUCCGGCGGUGCGGGUGGCUGGUUUGGGGGGCUGUUCGGCAAGAAGGAGGAGGAGAAGGCCAGCUCGAGCGGGGGCAAGUCGGAGAUCCUGGAGAGCUUCGACACACCGAGCACCCCGAUACCAUCAUUCGAGUAUAAGUGAGGAAAAAGGUUUGCUGAUGGAACUGUUGCUUACCUGGUCUUGGAACGUGGUGAUUGGAAUUGGAGAUGCAGAUCAGCAAUACAAUAACCGUGAGGACAAGUGAUUCACUUGCUCGAUAACUUAUUCCCGCCUUUGCCCCUCUGCUUUGACGGCUCAUAUCUAUGCGUCCCUGCUUGUGUAUGUGGCAGAUUGGCUACUUUUUGAAAUGCGCCUUCUGAACGUGGCAGAUUGGCUACUUUUUGAAAUGAUGUAGUAGUAGCAGAACAAGCAGAAGCAGUUGUGUACUGCCUAUAUGAUAGCAUUUGUGUCGUGUGCAAUGUAUUGCACUCGAGAAAACCCGUGUUCUAUAUCUUAUGCUGGCCUGUGAAGGGACAGUAAUUUUUUAGUUCGAAGUUGAGCUGUUCCACCGCA